This is a messenger RNA of Hyposmocoma kahamanoa, 1273 nucleotides long. RefSeq lists its product as uncharacterized. The transcript is spliced from 2 exons. NCBI's taxonomy places the organism in Eukaryota, Metazoa, Arthropoda, Insecta, Lepidoptera, Cosmopterigidae. The coding region runs from base 134 to 961 and encodes 275 amino acids. The record is from RefSeq and is a predicted model, not a curated record.
GCCCGAGUUGCGCGAAACGCGAUGGAUCCGUUGUUCACUGAAUAAUCUAACGACCAGUCGAGAAACUUUUUAUCAUUUCGACGCUCAAGUCGAAUGUUGUACCGGUGUGUGUGAUAAACAACCGUGUGGCGCGAUGGAGUGGUCAAAAGACAAAACAUUGAAACUUGUUGAGUUGCUUCAAGUGAACGCUAGCCUCUGGAACCCAUCACUGUGCGACACACGCAGAGACAAACAGAAGCGCAAAGAAGAAUUACGGGGCAUAUCCGACAUUCUUGGAAUAUCAGUUCCAGACGUUACAAAAAAAAUACAACACCUAAGGACUCAGUAUAACAGAGAAUCCGCGAGGGAAACAAGGGUCAAUGCCGAGGAUCCCAACGACAGAUAUGUGAGCAACUGGUACGCGUUUGAAUAUCUACACUUCAUGAAGGAUUCUAGUAAACCAUACAGAGUUAUACAACCGGACGAACAGUCUGAAGUCAGUAGCAAUUUAUCAACUCAUACGCACAACCCUAUUGUAGAUUGCAAACUACUCAAUCUGUCACCAGUUCAUAAAGUGCCACGUAUUGAAUCUACCCCGCCAGUGAAGUCAGAAUUCAACCAACAAACUACACCACAUAGCAGGGAUGAGUUCACAGUCUUUGGUGAAUACAUAGCCAAUGAACUAAGAUCUUUGAAAGGAGAAAAAAACCUAUUGGUUGCAAAGAAAAAGAUACAAGAUGUCAUAUUUGAAGUGAAAAUGGGCAUGAUUUGUGAACCACGGACUGAGAAUGCUACAACAGUAUACACUCACAAUGGUAGUAAUUUGCAAAUCGGAAAGAUUUAUAGUACACCAGCUGUGAUGAGCACUGCUACUCAUAUGGAGCCUUUGAAUACAAGUCAAACACCUCCAACAUCAGGGAUAAGUGAAAUUAUUAUUAAUGGUGCCUGCCACUAUACUAAUUUCAAAGUUGACUCUCAAUAGCAAUGCCAUCCACUUCCUAAUGAGGAAGUGGACAAAGGUGAACCUUAUACUUUAAGAAAUUAAGUCUAAAUAUAUAAGAGGACUUUACUUACUUACUUUACUAGACUCCCAUAUCAAAGCUCUACCAAAGCUCUAUUAACAAUCAUACUAAGGUAACUCCAACCAUAUUAAUUACCUGUCUGCCAAUUUCAAAUUGCAUUUCAUUCAAGUUGUUUAUUACCAUGAACACAAUUUUAUUGUAAAGAAAAGUUACUCGGAGCUUUUUGUUACACUCUGUAGAGCCACAUACAGGUGUUAUACCAAUUAAAUGCA